AAACUACCAACGAACGGUGUUGUUCAAUGUUCAUUGUUGGAAGAACGUCGAAGCGAGAGUAUUCACGUUGCUUCCUUUUUAACGAGCACAUCGUUCGAAUAGAAAAAAAUGUUGUUCUUUGGAGUAUUGUCUGUUCUUUUGGCAGCAGCAUCUGCUGAAUUUUGCUAUACUGAUGUUGAAGGAGCUUGCAGCACAAGACCCACAACAAAUGAUGGUGCACUAAUACCAAAUUGUAAUGCAAAAUAUGGAGCUAUUGAGGGACUUCAAGCUGAACUUCAAUCUUAUGCAAAUGCUAAUGUUGAGUCUAGUUUUGAGUUUUUAUUAAUGUCUAGUUAUUUUGGAAAUUAUGAAGAUCAGCGUGAAGGAUUUAAAGCAUUAUAUCGUAAAUAUUCUGAUAAAAUGUGGGAGGAUGCGAUUGAUGUAAUCAAAUACAUAGCUAAACGGGGUGGUAGAAUGAACUUCAAUCAGAUGCCACAUUUCAAAAAACAAACAAAGGAGAGCAGAGUGCUAGAAUUGAAUGAACUUACCAGCUUGGCUAAAGCGCUUGAUACUCAGAAGCAGCUUGCUGAUGAAGCAAUGCAUAUACAUUCUCAAGCACUGCCUCACAACAAACAUGAUGCUGCUAUUGCUCACUACAUUGAAGAACAAUUCUUGGAAUCACACACUAAACGCGUACGUGAUUUAGCAGGCUACACAACCGAUUUGAAGAACUUAUUAACCGAACGCGAUCCAUCUGUUUCUAUAUUUUUGUUUGAUGAAUAUCUUAAAAAAGCUAUAUAAAUACCUUAUAAACAAAGUUAUAAAAGACAAGAAACAGAAUUUCACAUUUAUUGUAUCUAUUAAAAUUCUUUAUAUCAGUAAGCUCCUUUCAUUAUAAAGUAUAUUUCUGUUUUAGUUAGGCAGAUAUCUGCAUUUAGAAUUAAUGAAAAAUAUAUAUGUUAAUUUUUUGACAUGUUUCAUUCAAUAAAGUAUAUACUUUAUUCAUAAUUUCUUUUAAUUCUCACAUUGAAUUAUUAGUGUGAGUUAUUACUUAAAAUUAAGAGAUUUCAUGCUACAAGUUAAUUUGUAAAACAAUUACGAAAAAAAAGGGAAAAAAGUUAGUUACAGUUUCUAUUGGAUAAACUAAAGUUAUCUGACCUUAUUGAACAGAAUGUUUUUCUUCUUUGAAACUAAAGUUCAACUUAGUAUUAAGCAAAUUUCAUACCUAAUCUUACACGUUUUUGUAAAAUGUAUAAAAAUGUACAAUAAAGAAGUAUCAACAUA
Messenger RNA from Osmia bicornis bicornis, 1263 nucleotides. It is a transcript of the gene Fer2LCH, whose product is annotated as ferritin, lower subunit. Gene Ontology annotation, biological process: iron ion transport; intracellular iron ion homeostasis. Gene Ontology annotation, molecular function: ferric iron binding; ferrous iron binding. The record is from RefSeq and is a predicted model, not a curated record. NCBI's taxonomy places the organism in Eukaryota, Metazoa, Arthropoda, Insecta, Hymenoptera, Megachilidae. The coding region runs from base 109 to 780 and encodes 223 amino acids. Gene Ontology annotation, cellular component: cytoplasm. The transcript has 4 exons.